Molecule: messenger RNA, 796 nt
Organism: Dendrobium catenatum
Lineage: Eukaryota; Viridiplantae; Streptophyta; Magnoliopsida; Asparagales; Orchidaceae
Product: protein CASPARIAN STRIP INTEGRITY FACTOR 2
Exons: 3
Coding region: 181-441 (86 amino acids)
Source: RefSeq, a predicted model, not a curated record
AGAGAUUUGCUUUGUCACAAUUAAAGAAUUGUCCAUCUAAUUCCAAUACAAGGACAGCCAUCCCAUACUUUUUCUCUAACAUUGCGUUCUCAGGAGGAGAAGAAAAUCUCUUCUUCCUUCUGAGAUAUUGGAAAUAAAGGGAGGAAAAAGCUUCAUAUCAUUCUUGCAGAAGGUCCUCCAAUGGAGAUCAAGAAGUUCAGUGCUCUUCUUUCUGUUCUUAUAUUGGCUUCAUUGAUGUUUGUUUCAUCUACAGCUGAUGGGCAUAGAAAGUUGAUUGGAAAACCUCCAGGAUCUUCAACACAGGAGUUCUCUAAGAAACCUUUUGAAGAAGUAGUUCUUGUUCUCCAUCACAGAAUUCUUGGAGUCACAACCAAUGACUAUGAAAACUAUGAACCAACACCAUCACUUUCCAAGCCUCCAUUCAAGCUCAUUCCCAACUGAAGGAUUCAUUUAGGCUUUGUUUGGGGCGGCUUUCUUACUACUUUUUAAAACAUCUUUCUAGUACACAAAUUUUUAUUUUUAUACUAAAAAACUGUUUUAAGAAGCAGUAAGAAAGCCGUCCCAAAUGAAGCCUUAACAAAAACAACAAUACAUUGGAACUGUGCUUUGAUCUCCUCAAAUUUCAAGGGGGUGUAUUCUUAUAUCAUUACUUAUCAUACUGCUAAUAGCUUUUUCAUUGUAAUGGGGAAAUACAGUUGCAGAUAUCAAAAUAUUGUGCAAUAUACUAGUAACACGAUUGUAAUGUUCUGUGACCAAAUUGUAAAUAUAUUCCAUCAAGUUUUUAUAGUUUGUUUAA